CACCAACACAAGCAUUGCGUGGCAAUCCAUCCGGAUUCGUUGUUCACCAAUCCCCGUCUUGGAGUUUUAGGCCUUCGGCUACGGUUAACACGAGCAAACCACAACGAGCCCACCUCAGCAAACUGCGACGACCAAUCUAGGCAAUCAUCGUCGCCAAGUACAACUCGCCCGCGCAACGGAUUUAGCGGACGGAAAGACAAGAAAUAUUGGUUUCCAGCCUCGUUUGCACUCCAUCCUCUUUGCAGAAGGAAAUUUGCCCACGCCCAACUGGAAGGAUGACCGCCACAGCAGCAAACGCCAAUCGGGCCUUCGACCUCCAUCCUUUCUCCACGAAUCCGCUUAAGACGCGCGACGAUGUAGUCGCCGCUGUAGCAUCUCUGCUGGAUCCCCUCCUCUCAGGCUUCUCGCCUAGUAAAGCCAUUAUAAAGUGCGGAAGCACAGGCACACGCUUCGAUGAAACGGGAGCGCAAGUUGAAGGCUUCGCACGCCCACUAUGGGGUCUCGCGCCCUUAUUGGCAGGUGGGAGCAAAUAUGCAGCGACAGAUAAAUGGGUUAAGGGUCUAAUUUCAGGCACUGAUCCGGAGAGUGGUGAGUUUUGGGGGUAUAUGGAGGAUACGGAUCAGAGGAUGGUGGAGGCGUGUCCGAUUGGAUUUACCCUGGCGGUUGCGAGCAAAGAGUUUUGGGAUCCUUUGACGGAGAAACAAAAGAAGAAUGUGGAGACGUGGUUGGGGAGUAUGAAUGACAAAAAAAUGCCUGAUACGAACUGGCUUUGGUUCCGCGUUUUCGCCAAUCUCGGACUUGAAAGAAACGGCGCUCAGUGGUCGAAAGAGCAGCUGGAGAAGGAUAUCAAGCAGCUCAAUACCUACUACCGCGGUGAUGGAUGGUCGAACGAUGGACCGGCACACUAUCGUCAAAUGGACUAUUACUCCGGCUCUUUUGCUAUUCAGUAUCUCCAACUAUUAUACUCGAAGCUGGCUGCGGAUAUCGAUCCUACCCAGGCUGAAGAGUACAAGAAUCGCGCACGAAUGUAUGCUCUUGACUUCGUGCACUACUUUGACCCAGAAGGCCGAGCUAUCACAUUCGGGAGGUCCUUGACAUAUCGCUGGGCAAUGGUAGCGUUUUGGGGUGCCGUAGCAUUUGCAGACGUCGAGCUGCCGGAGCCAUUGUCCUGGGGCGUCGUAAAAGGAAUUUGGCUUCGGAACCUACGAUGGUGGACAACACAGCACGACAUCUUCCAGUCAAACGGCAUGCUUACGGUCGGAUACUCAUACCCCAAUUACUACCUUGCUGAAAACUACAACUCCCCACAGUCGCCCUAUUGGUGCAUGCUCGCCUUUGCCGCGCUAGCUGUGCCAGAGAGCCAUCCAUUCUGGAGCGCAAAGGAAGAACCGCAUCCAUUUGCCAACCAGCGAGUUGUCAAAUCCUUGCCUCAUCCACGCCAAAUUGUUGUCCGAAGCGGCGGGCAUACAUUCCUACUCUCGAGUGGUCAAUCAUGCCACUACGCGAUCAAGAACUCAAACGCCAAGUACGGCAAAUUCGCGUACAGCGCAGCAUUCGCGUACUCCGUCUCGACCGGCUACCAAGAGCUCGAACAAUUCGUCCCAGAGUCCACUUUGGCCCUCUCCGACGACGGCGGAGAGUUGUGGAAAAUGAGGCGUGCGCACAAUGGCGAUUCGGAAAUUGAAACCCACGACAGUGUGCCGGUUCUGGUCUCCAGCAUGAAGCCCUGGCCCGAUGUCGAAGUCCUCACAUACUUGAUCCCACCCGCGGAAGACACACCCAACUGGCAUCUCCGCGUCCAUCGCAUCAGGACAGGCCGCGAUGUCAUGACUGCAGAAGGCACGUGGGCUUGCUACGGCGCUCGCGAGUCCGAUGGCAGACUCCUCACUGAGUGGAACGGCACACUGCGCACGCUCAACUCCUCCAUCCCUGAAGGUGGACACUCGGACGUUGUAUCUGCUUUCGCCGCAUCACCACGCACCGGCGCGGUCGGUAUUGCAGAAAUAUAUCAGGGGUUGAGGACGGGUAGUGUCAUCUUAUCGGACGCAAACUCUAAUCUCGUCGAAGCAAGGACUGUGUUGCCGGUUGUGAGGAAGGAUUUGAAAGCCGGCGAGACGGCGUGGUUUGUCAGCGCUGUAUAUGCACUGCCGGCGAGUGUCGAUGGGUGGAAAGAGACGUGGAAGGCUGGGUGGGAGAAGAAGCCGAAAGUGCCGGAAUGGGUCCAGGAUAAGAUUUCAGGGUGAUGGAUUUGACAUUGUUGUGAAGGAAUGGAAGACAAGGGCAGAGUCAUGUUUGAAAGCUAGCCCAAAUAAAUGGACAAUUGAAGUCGUGUUAGUUGAUACAACGCAAUACUUUCGCUGCAUAACUAUUGAUAUAUACCUCUUCAAGUAAUAUGCGGAAAACAAGUCUGCAACACACUAUGUACCUACUUUCUCUCAAGCGUCAAGCAAAACGCACCAAGACUAUAUGC
Molecule: messenger RNA, 2470 nt
Organism: Cucurbitaria berberidis CBS 394.84
Lineage: Eukaryota; Fungi; Ascomycota; Dothideomycetes; Pleosporales; Cucurbitariaceae
Exons: 2
Coding region: 276-2243 (655 amino acids)
Source: RefSeq, a predicted model, not a curated record